AGUUUCAGCACAAAUCUGCCGCUCCAUAAUUCACGACUGACUGACAUCCACAAGAGGAUGAUGAUGGACAAAGAGGAGAACAGAGCAGAGUCCGGUGAACCUAGACCAACGAGACAGACUAGUUCGGGAUUCUCAGAAACUCACUGUGAAGUUAUGGCCUCAUCUCUGUCCAGCCCCUCACAUCUAACAGAGCUGGACAUGAGUGGAAACACCCUGCAGGAUUCAGCAGUGAAGCUUCUGUGUGCUGGACUGGAGAAUCCAAACUGUCGACUGGAAACUCUAGGAUUGGUGAGCUGUGGUCUGUCAGAGAUCAGCUGUGAUUAUCUGGCAGCAGCACUGAAGUCCAACCCCUCCUAUCUGAGAGAGCUGGACCUGAGGUUGAACAACAAGCUGCAGGAUUCAAGAGUGAAGCAUCUGUUGUGUUGA
Messenger RNA from Oreochromis niloticus (Nile tilapia), 426 nucleotides. RefSeq names its product NACHT, LRR and PYD domains-containing protein 12. The record is from RefSeq and is a predicted model, not a curated record. Gene Ontology annotation, molecular function: protein binding. Lineage: Eukaryota; Metazoa; Chordata; Actinopteri; Cichliformes; Cichlidae. Bases 58 to 426 code for a protein of 122 amino acids. The transcript is spliced from 5 exons.